Anopheles aquasalis is the source of this 1390-nucleotide messenger RNA. RefSeq names its product alpha-1,2-glucosyltransferase Alg10 (gene Alg10). Gene Ontology annotation, biological process: dolichol-linked oligosaccharide biosynthetic process; protein N-linked glycosylation. Gene Ontology annotation, cellular component: endoplasmic reticulum. Gene Ontology annotation, molecular function: dolichyl pyrophosphate Glc2Man9GlcNAc2 alpha-1,2-glucosyltransferase activity. Lineage: Eukaryota; Metazoa; Arthropoda; Insecta; Diptera; Culicidae. The record is from RefSeq and is a predicted model, not a curated record.
CAAACAAAACGACACGUUUGUGGUCCACGUUUAAUUUCCAAGAUAAAACCAGCCAGAAAUGAUUUACAAACUCGUGCCCUUUCUGCUGCUCUGUGCGUUUGCUCUCGUGUCGUUGCUGGUGUUUCACAAAGUUUACGAAACCACCCAGCUCGUGAUCGACGAAGAAUUCCACCUUCGACAGGGCGAUCACUACUGCCGCGGUCGUUAUCAAAAAUGGGAUCCGAAAAUCACCACCUUUCCCGGGCUUUACCUUGCUUCGGCAGCAAUUCUGAGCCCGCUAAACUUGUGUUCCGUUUAUGGUCUGAGACUCACCUCACUGAUCGCGGCAAUCGUGAACGUCGUGCUCAUGUACCAGAUCCGGAAAAGCUUCAUCCAGCGUAAAACCAACACGGAUCUGCUGCUGGAAGUGGCCUCGUUAUCGCUCCUUCCUCCACUGUAUUUCUUCGCGCAUCUCUACUACACCGAUGUCCUUUCGGUAACGGCGGUUCUGUUGCUGGUGCUGGCCAGUGAACGACGUCGCCACAACUGGGCAGCACUGUGGGGCUUUUGUGCCGUGCUGAUGCGUCAAACCAACAUCGUCUGGGUAGGAUUCGUUUGUGGAUCGCGUGCCAUCGAUCUGCUGCUAUCGAAGGGCAGCUUGAAAGAGCUCGUUCUUUCACCAUCUCGCUUGUUCAAUUUCAUCGGUGAGAUAUUAGAGCGGUUCUGGGCGUAUGCCAUCGUGAUGGGAAGUUUUGUGGCCUUUUUGGUCGUGAACGGUUCCAUCGUGAUUGGCGAUAAAUCCGCUCACGAAGCAGCAUUACACGUUCCUCAGCUAUUCUAUUUCACGUUGUUCUUUACCAUGUUCAGCUCGUCGCUGGUGCUGCCAGCUGCUUCCGAUAUCUUGAGAACAGCGGUUCGAAGAUGGUACCUCAUACUCAUCGCAUUUGCUGUUGUCGGUGUCAUCAUUCACUUCAAUACGAUUGUACAUCCCUACUUGCUGGCUGACAAUCGCCACUACACGUUCUACCUUUGGAACCGAUUCUACGGACGCUGGUGGUUCGCUCGAUAUCUGCCAAUCGCAGUUUAUGUCGUUGGUGGAUUGCUUCUCUGGAAAGCCAGUAUGCAGCGUCAGACGUACGGCUUCAUUCUGCUUUCAUCACUGGCUAUCGUUGCGUCCGUGGCACUCCAGCAACUGCUGGAAGUGCGAUACUUUCUGCUACCAUUCCUGAUACUUCGGUUGCUCCGCAAAGGAGGUGUUUCGAGACGUGCCCUCGUAGUAGAACUGCUAGUGAACGUUAUCAUCAACAUCGCUACAUUUGCGAUCUUCUUCCACAAAGAAAUCGUGUGGAAAGAUUACAAACAGCCGCAGAGAAUGAUUUGGUGAAAAGCUAAAGAGCAAGAAUGGCAUUCU